Messenger RNA from Xiphias gladius (swordfish), 3723 nucleotides. RefSeq names its product receptor-type tyrosine-protein phosphatase epsilon-like. The transcript has 22 exons. Gene Ontology annotation, biological process: protein dephosphorylation. The record is from RefSeq and is a predicted model, not a curated record. Lineage: Eukaryota; Metazoa; Chordata; Actinopteri; Istiophoriformes; Xiphiidae. Gene Ontology annotation, molecular function: protein tyrosine phosphatase activity. Bases 442 to 2535 code for a protein of 697 amino acids.
GGAUGUCGGCGUGUGCCUUCCGACAGCCAGCUCUGUUAUGUUGGAGUAAACACAAACUCCUCCUUCCCGGUGACAGGCGGCAACGCUGAAGCAUCGCCUCGCCUUUUCCAAGACAAUCUGCGCUCGGGACUUAACGUCGGGGCCGUCGAGGUGGUGAGCAGCAUCCCUUUUGCAGCGGUACUCUACAAAAAUUCAGGCUGACCGCCGAGCUGCUGGAACUGAAGCACUGAGACCCAUAACUCACCGCCCCUUGAUCCGGGGAUCCAUCUCUCCUCGCUGGGCUGUGAGAACAGACCUCACCCUCUCCACCUCCAGCUUCUGUCCGACCCCUCACUGAAAACGAUGACAACAAUGUGACUGCUGGACUCGGUCAGCACCAUGUGACCUGCUAUUAUGGAUCUGAGUAUCAGCGUACAUUGAAUCAACACUCAUCCAGUCACAAUGGUCCCUUUUCUGUUUUUGGUGGCAACCACAACAACAUCCAAUUCCACCAGCAAUGGCAACCAUACACAAGAAGACGUUACAUCCCCCAGCACCCACAUCCUCCCCACUGUGCUGGUCCUGUCCCUGCUCCUGCUCAUCUUCGCACUGCUAUCCUGGUACAUCCUCAGGUUAAAAAACCAGAAAAAACCGGUUGUCACAACAGUUGACAAGAAGAUACCAAAUGGCAUCCUGGAGGAACAAGAUUUUGGAUACAGUACUGAGUCGUUAUACACCACUGUACCCCCAGAGCAACAGACGGUGGUCCUUCUGCCUAGAUCCCCUUCGGCCUCUAAGACUUUCUUCCCCAUCCUAGUGGACCACCUCGAGGAGGAGUACCGGCUCCGCUCUGCCGAUGAUGGCAAACUCUUCAGGGAGGAGUACAAUUCCUUGCCUGGGGGUAAUGCCCACGGGACGUAUGAGGAGGCCAACAAGGACGACAACAAGGAGAAGAACCGAUAUCCCAACAUCCUUCCCUAUGAUCAUUCCAGAGUGGUGUUGACUCAGCUCGAUGGAAAUCCCUGUUCAGACUAUGUCAAUGCCUCUUACAUUGAUGGUUACACGGAAAAGAACAAAUUCAUAGCAGCACAAGGUCCCAAAGAAGACACUGUAGCAGAUUACUGGAGGAUGAUAUGGGAGCAGAAAGUGGCAACUGUUGUCAUGCUGACAAAUCUGAAAGAAAGGAAAGAAGACAAGUGCUGCCAGUACUGGCCAGAUCAGGGCUGUUGGACCUAUGGGAAUGUGAGGGUGGCAGUGGAAGACUUCACUGCCCUGGUGGACUACACCAUACGCAAGUUCUGUGUACAAUAUCAAGCCAGCGAUGCUGCUAAGACUCCCCGGCUGGUGACCCAGCUCCACUUCACCAGCUGGCCUGAUUUUGGAGUUCCCUUCUCCCCCAUCGGCAUGCUCAAGUUCCUCAAAAAGGUCAAGGCAGUAAAUCCACCCUUCUCUGGGCCUAUUGUGGUUCACUGCAGCGCUGGUGUUGGGAGGACAGGAACCUUCAUCGUAAUAGAUGCCAUGAUUGACAUGAUGUACGCGGAGCAGAAGGUCGAUGUGUUUGGCUUUGUCUCUAAGAUACGAGAACAGCGCUCACAGCUCAUCCAGACAGAUAUGCAGUACUCAUUCAUCUACCAGGCCCUGCUUGAAUACUACCUCUAUGGAGACACAGAGCUGGAUGUGUCGUCUCUGGAAGGACAUCUGCACAAACUGCACAACACCUUUGCAAACGGUGACCGGGUCGGCCUAGAGGAAGAGUUUAAGAAACUGACCAACAUGCGCAUAAUGAAGGAGAACAUGAGAACGGGGAACCUUCCUGCCAACAUGAAGAAGAAUAGAGUCCUGCAAAUUAUUCCAUACGAUUUCAACAGAGUUAUUCUCUCCAUGAGAAGAGGUCAGGAGUUCACCGAUUACAUCAAUGCAUCUUUCAUAGAUGGCUACAGGCAGAAGGACUACUUCAUCGCCACCCAGGGCCCUCUGCCACACACAGUAGAGGAUUUCUGGAGGAUGGUGUGGGAGUGGAAGUGUCACUCCGUUGUCAUGCUCACUGAGCUCCAGGAGAGGGAGCAGGACAAAUGUUGCCAAUACUGGCCCACAGAGGACUCAGUCACUUACGGAGACUACACAGUAGAGCUGAAGGGAGACACUUUGUGUGACACCUUCAGCCUACGAGACUUGGUACUCACCUUUGUCCCGGAGAAGCAGACGAGGGUGAUCAGGCACUUCCACUUCCACGGCUGGCCAGAGAUCGGCAUCCCGGCCGAGGGGAAAGGCAUGAUCGACAUCAUCGCCUCAGUGCAGAGACAGCAGCAGCAGUCUGGGAACCAUCCCAUCGUCGUACACUGCAGUGCUGGUGCAGGGCGAACAGGUACGUUCAUUGCACUGAGCAAUAUCUUGGAGCGAGUCAAGGCAGAAGGCCUGCUAGACGUGUUCCAAACUGUGAAGAGUUUACGCAUGCAGAGGCCUCAUAUGGUCCAAACUGUGGAACAAUAUGACUUCUGCUACAGGGUGGUACAAGACUUUGUCGACAUUUUCUCGGACUAUGCCAAUUUUAAAUGAUGACAUUUGCCUUAAACAUGGUUUUUAAUGUUUUCUAAAGCUGGUAUGUCAGUUUUAUGUGUUUCUUUAACUUGGUCAAAUGAUCUUCUAUUUUGCUAUGCACUUGUCCUACCAUUAACUCAAAGUCCAUCCUCGCUGUAAUAUAGUGUAUGUCAGUGAAUGAAAAUUGUAAAUGAAAAAAGUAGAUUAAUAAUGUAUAUUUCACAUCAUGUAUGAUGAUAAUUAUUUUGUCAUGAAGUGUUUCAGUUUAGUUGUAUAAUAUUGUACUUUAAAUGUUUAUCUAAGUGUUAUUUUGGAUUGACAACGUAAUAUUUUUAAAAAGUUGUAGUUAUUGUAAAUGUAUUUAUGUAAUGACAAUGACAUUCCGGUCUUGCAUUUGGAGAACAGAACAGGAAUGUUAAGAUUUGGGUUUGUUUUUUGUUGUUGUUUUUAAAUACAUACAUUCUUUCAUUUAUUGAUGACUUCUAUUUGAGAUUAGAGGUGAUACUGAAACUCUUUUCAUAUCGUCGUCCUCAAGCUACAAGCCCAUCACCAAUGUGAUACUUUUCUAAUGGAAAUGUCGUCAGAGAACUUCAGCCAUAAUGCAGAAGACAAAGUUAUGCAACAGAGGCUGAGGUGACAAUAUUGGGGUCGAUUUCCAAUAAAGAGUCGGGCAGAAGUUUCACAGUUAGAUGUAUCACACGGUCAUGUAAGACCAUUAAACUGGUUUUGUACCUCAAAAUGUGGUAUACAGCUGCAUUUAACAUGGAUGUAACGUUACUACAGUCUGCCUUUUGUCUGUAGACAACAAAAAGUAUUUUGCUAAAAUUAAUGCACAUUAAAAAGCACAUAUAACUAAGCCUUUUGCUGAGAACCUGCAAUAUUUAUUGCUUUAUUUGUAUUAAAGAUUAGAGAUUUUUCACAAAUUAGUGCCAAUGUACCUUUUUUUUUUUUUUUUAAAGACAAGGAAAAGUAAAACAAUCCUAAAUUGAAGGCCCAGCAUUGACAGGUGAUCCUAGGAAAAGGUAAGUGCGGUCACUAAAUGCAGUGGAGUCAGUACACUUUCAUGACCACCUGUGUGAGCUGUACAGUUAACACUAAGGGAUGUAUUAAAAGUGUAAGAUCACAUGAGACUUGUAAAGGCAAAAACCACAGUACACACAUGUGGUGCUUCAGUGCCUGCUUAAUGCUAGAGCAACAACAAAACAA